This is a messenger RNA of Trypanosoma grayi, 3132 nucleotides long. Its product is annotated as exocyst complex component 6. The transcript has a single exon. Gene Ontology annotation, cellular component: exocyst; membrane. The record is from RefSeq and is a predicted model, not a curated record. Gene Ontology annotation, biological process: intracellular protein transport; Golgi to plasma membrane transport; exocytosis. Lineage: Eukaryota; Euglenozoa; Kinetoplastea; Trypanosomatida; Trypanosomatidae. The coding region runs from base 1 to 3132 and encodes 1043 amino acids.
AUGGAGCCAGCGCCGGACUACGAGCGCGACGAGAGAGUGCAGAGCAUUCUGCGCGACAUGGGUGACAGUCCGCACGUUCUCUAUUACACCGCGGAACCGUUGCGUAUUUUUAGGCAUGGCAGACUAAAGAAGGUCGUCUUGGUGUCAACGCCCUACCACGUCUACUUGUUCAAGGCCAAAGGCAUGUCGUUCUACGCCAGAUGGCCCAAUAAACUGCUGAAAGUGAGCUCCUCUCAGAAUACGCUUUUUAUUGGGACAUCCGACUCGCCACAAGAGCAGCAGCAGCAGCAGCCGUCACAGGCUCUUCUGUCUGUAGAAAAAGAAGAGGGAUCUGAAUUUAUGUCUGUGAAGCUUGAGGGCACCUCCGUGAUGAAAAUAGCGGAUGUGGAACAGCGACUGCAGGAGCUCGCCACGAGUGCGAAGCUGCGUGCGGAGCAGUUGGAAAAGGAUGAAGUGUACUCUCUGGGGGGUGGCACACAUCAGACGAAAGAGAAGGACGACGAUUGGGGCGAUGCCGACAGCGAAGCCAGCGAUGAUGACACCAGCCCUCUGUGGGGGCAACAGAAGCAGCAACAGCCGCAGAGCCUGCUGCUGCCGCGGCAACGCGAGGGGGAGUCGAGCAGUCUAUUCCAGAAGGCUCCGUCGCGGUACCUUGCCGUGACGUCACUUAUUGACGGCGAGUUCGCGGACUACAGCGCACUGAAAAACGCUUACAUACGAAAAGAGGAGGAUGUCCUGCUCGACGAUCUUGCGGCGUUCAUCAGAGAGAACGAGGGGCAGGUAGAAAAGUUGUGUGAGCGCCACUACCCGGCGUUCCUCCACGCGGCACAGCAGUGCUUCUUUGUUUCGGAACAGGAUGCUGAGCUCGUGGGGCAGGAGCUCAGCGGCGCCACGGCCCUCGCGCGCUCCUCCGUGAUGGAGAUGAAGCGGGCGGCGGCAGACCUCAAUGUGUCGCGGUGCGUCAAGGAGAACGUUGUGCAGGUGCUUUCGCUACUUCGGGGAGCCUUGGAGGUGGCGGAGCAACUGGAGACAGCAGAGACGCGGGUGCGCAAGCGGCAGCUUCUGGGGGCUGUUGUUUCGCUGAAGCACUUGCUGCGGCUGGCGACCCCGCUCGCUGAGUACGCACUCGGUGAGUACGUCAUUCACCACCGGGUGCCACAGAUGUCGCAGGAGAUCUUCACUGCAGCGGUGCAGCACCUCAAUGCAUGGCUGAAGUUACUACGUGACCUCUCGCACCCUGUCGGUACUGCUGCUCUUAAGUGGGAGGGCGCUGUGCAGCCUGGCCGCAUCGAGAAGAAGCUGCAGGUGACAGACGACGGCGACUGGUGGGUAGAGGUGAGUUGCGCCAGGGCGCACAUCGAACGCGCGCCCUUCGCAGAGGCGGCUGGCAUCUCAAACAUCCUGUACGGGGCUUCUAUGCAAGAAGUGUUCGAGGAGCUCCGCCGCGGUACGUACUACUGCAAUUACUACGCCGAGAGCCGUACACAGCAGGCGAGGUUGGAUCUUUUUGAGGCUCCGUUCACCACAGAGGGCCUCAACGGGGAAGCCCUCGUGGCGGAGUUGGAGCGGUACUGCGCAACAGCGCUGGGCUUCAUGCUGAUUGAGGACAUUGUGCACCACGUCACGGAGCCACAUGUGCAAUCGACGGCGGAGAUACUGUGCAUGUGGGACCAGCUCUCGCAGGCUGUGGCUGAUCGUGCCCGGCGUGUGGCGACGUUGCUCGUCAACGAUUCCAACUACGCCGCACGAAUGACAGAUGUCUUUCGUCUCCUGCGCCAGUUUGUUAACAUCGCCGUUGAUGCCGUUCAAAGCGUGCGGCUGAGUCCACUCAUUCUGUCCCUGGUUGUGGAAGCGAUGAGCGACAGUAUCAUCAGUUCGUGGCUGCAGGAGGCCUGCAUGGAGGCCACACAGGCAGUGCUGACCGACACACUUGCCCCUCUCAGCGCCACCAGUGCUGCCGAGUAUGACGCGUACGUCACGCGCUUCUACCUCGAUCGCUGUAAGUUUAUGGAACUGCCGCUGACGCCACGCGGUUUUACCUCAGGGCAGCUUUCACUUCCAUACGCGUUAAUGGUACCGAUGUUUGGCGACAUCGCGUUGCGUUUCCUCUCACGCUGCCAAUCCAUCAUGGUAAUGGACCGCGGCGCAGUAGUGAGACAGUCUGAGCUAAACAACGUGGACGAAAUGCUUCUCAAGUAUCUCUCCGUUCUCUUCCGGACGGUGGCGGAGCUGCUACAGGGCCACCUGAUGUCUGUUGGGGAAAGAGCGGUGAUGCAGCUCGCCGUGUAUGUGACAUCGUGCGCGACGAUGGGUGCUAUUGUGUCGUGCGUUGAGCAGCAGUUUGUCCUUGGGUGGCCCAAUGACUACGGUGGACGGAAGCGGGAGAAGCUCGGUGAGCCGCGGCUGCUCGCUUCCUCUGCAUCUCUUUUCGCGAAGGCCCUUCAGAAAGGUAUUGAGCGGCUCCUCGCUGCUUUCGUGUCAGAGACGGAGGACCGACUGCAGCCAGCAGCGGAUAUCGAGUACUGGAAGCGACUGCUCGACGUGCGCAGGGGCACGGUGGCGCCGCAGCCAAAGUCGAGCAGCAAGGACGCAGUAGAGCGGGGCUUCGUGGAGGCGAUGGAGUAUGUCAUCGCCAUGAUCCCGAAGCUCAUGGCGGUGCUGCAAGUCUCUGUAGUGCGCAGCGUGCUGGGGACGGUGAUUGCCCACGCCGCCAUCACGGUGCAAGAAAACUUGGAGCACGCGAUCCGCAGCGGAUACGGCGAUGGCACUACGAGUGACUUCGUCGUGCUGCGCGAGUGUGUGAAGGAGUUUGAGCUGAUCUGUGCGACGCAAAUCCCCCUCUGGCAGAAGCGCAUUGAGAGCUCCGUCAGCGGGUUGUCCAUGACGCAGCGCUUUCCACUGCAUCCGAAGCAGAUUGCUGAUGACCACAUGCAGUGGAUCGCCCGAAAGGAGGCGACGCUGGCGCAGGAGCGAGCCAAUGCCAAUCAAAUCAUCGCGGGCAUUGAGGGCGCUGGCAAGCUGAUGGCAAAAGGUGUCGGGAAGGGAUUUCAAGUCGUUGGCCACACCGUGAAGGGUGGUGCAAACGUCAUUUCAGGGGCCGCGAGUGCGCUCACGGGCAAACGCGACCCAUAG